CGCUGAGACAUGGGUCAGUAAUUCGGACAGGCCCGUUGCCUUUGAGGGCAUAGAGCGCUCAGAUGCUCUUGUUUAUCACAACGGCCCUGUAAUCACAAAGGAUCGCAUUCACGCGUUCUGUCGCUCCGUUGGAAACCGCUCAAAGAACUACACGUGCGAGGCCGCGUAUGGAGUGAACAGUGCACCCAUGGAUUUCAUCAUUUUAUCGGCGCUGCCCAGUGUCCUGCAGGUGUUAUCAUCGCCGGUGUUUGGAGACGGGCAGCUCAGCAUUGUGCAUCUCUACAACCAGCUUCAGCUGGCCGAUGGAUUCAGCGCACUGGCUAUCGGCGACUCGGUUCGCAGUGUAUUGGAAAUCGACGAGCUGAUAAACACGCCAGCCGGCAAGCAGAUCACGCUUACGAGCACGAGCUACGUGGAUGAUCAGGUUAUCGCCACGUCAAAGUGUGCGUUCUUGAGUCGGGGUUAUACCACUGACUAUGCCCUGACGUUCCAGCGCGUCCGAGAGCGGUAUAUCACAAUUCAGAUGAGCUCCGCCAAGGAUAUUGCUGUGCUGGAGGCCAAGGAGUGGUUCGUCUAUUGCGAUGAUCCCGCGAGUCGGCCUGAUCCUAUGUCGCAGCUUGAGUUUUACAUAGAGUCGCUGUAUCGCUUCCAAGGCACAUCCGUUUAUUCAAGCAUAGCCACAACGGGCCGCGUGUUGCUCAAGAGGGCCUGUGGCCCAUCGGUGCACAUUGCUAAUGUUGAUUUUGAGUGGAAGGGUGUCGCAGCUACCGCCGACCCGGUCGUCGAAUAUCUCAAGCGGUACGAAACUCGGUCAGCCGCCGUGCUUUUUGAUGACGGCGGCUACCAGAUCAUUCCUUAUAGCAGUAGCAGCGACGAUCAGAUGAAGGCUACUGUUCCCAAUUCCAACGAAGAGUACGCUCGGCUUUCGUGGGACUCAAAUCCCAUUCAUACCAACGCGUACAUUGCGGAUGUGGCCGGGCUGCCCGGGACCAUUACACACGGCCUGUGGACCAGCGCAUCAACCAGGGCAAUCAUCGAGAGUUGCGCGGCCGACGAUCAGCCUGAGCGCAUUCGCGCGUACCACACCGACUUUGUUGGCAUGGUCUUGCCUGACGACCAGCUGAGAACCGAGUUGCGUCAUACUGGGAUGGUCGGCGGACGGAUGCUAAUCAAGGGUCAGACUUUCAAUGCCACUGGAAACGCCAUACUCGAGUGCACCGCCGAGGUUGCGCAGCCAAAGACAGCAUACGUGUUUACGGGCCAAGGCUCCCAGGAAGUGGGAAUGGGCAUGUUGCUGUACGAGCAGUCGGCAGCCGCAAGAGGUGUCUGGGACCGCGCCGAUGCGCAUAUGGCCGCCACGUACGGCGUUUCAUUGCUUGAAAUUGUGCGCAAAAACCCCGAGCAAAUAACCGUGCACUUUGGCGGCAAGACAGGCGAGAGCAUCCGCCGCAACUAUAUGUUGCUUGAGCGCAUCGACCAUUCGCAAUCAUCCAAGGGCGUCUGGGUGCCUAUUUUCCCAGAAAUCACCAGCGACUCGACCAGCUACACAUUCCAGAUGCACACGGGCUUGUUGAAUGCGACGCAGUUUACGCAGGUUGCAAUUAUUGUCUUGGGCGUGGCAGUGAUUGCAGACAUUCAGUCUCGCGGGCUCAUGUCGCACGAUUCGGCGUUUGGUGGCCACUCUCUCGGCGAGUACAGCGCGCUGGCAGCCAUGUGCGGCAUGUUUACUAUGGAAGAAAUUGUGGAUGUUGUAUUUUACCGCGGCAUGAUGAUGCAGUCUGCGGUCGAGCGGGACGAGGAGGGCCGCUCGCAGUACGGGAUGGUUGCUGUGAAUCCCUCGCGCGUCAAAAAGUCGUUUAACGAGGCAUUGCUAGUGCACGCUGUAUCUGUCAUUUCGGUUCGCGGCCAGGGUCUGCUUGAAGUUGUCAACUACAAUGUCGACAGCCAUCAGUACGUUGUCGCGGGAACUUUAGCCCAGCUGGCCGUACUUCGUCUGGUGCUGGAUAGUGUUGCCGCUCAGGAACUGUCUUUUGAUCUUAAUUAUAGCGACGGCGAGGCCAAGUCAUUCAUCAAUUUGAUUGUCAGCAGUGUGCUAGCCCAAGCAAUCGAUUCCAAGCCGCGGCAAGGGCGAGCAAGCAUUCCGCUUGCUGGCAUUGAUGUGCCAUUCCACUCAAGCCUCCUGCUGCCGGGCGUUCCCAGCUUUAGAGCGCUACUGACCAAAAUUAUUCAUGCCAGAAACGUAGACUAUGCGCUGCUCCACAAGCGCUACAUCCCCAAUCUUACUGCAGUGCCGUUUGAAGUGUCCAAGCAAUACUUUGAAUUGGUGCUCAAGCUGACCGAGUCCCCGGUUGUUAGCAGCAUUCUCGAUAGCUGGUGCGACUCAUCGGUGCUUAACAACGACGACAACGAGAUGCGCCAUUUGGCAACAAAGUUGGUCAUUGAGUUGUUGGCAUACCAGUUUGCAUCGCCCGUGCAAUGGAUUAAGACACAAGACCAGCUGUUUGGCAAUGUUGGCGUCCGCCGUCUAGUUGAGGUCGGCGUCAGCCCUAUUCUUUGCGGCAUGUCAGCCAAGACCCUUGAUAGUAUGAAUGCAAGUGCAGGCGCACGCGCUGUGCAAGUUGCACUGCUGCAUAUCGAGCGUGAUCGGGACAGCAUCUACUAUUUGGGCCGUGCGGACGCUGGUGAUUCUAAUUUGGACAAAAUAGCAAAAUUGCCCGGAGCGUUGCCUGUGCCACCAGCAGCGCCCGCGCCAGUGCCAGCGACAGCUGAAGAGGCGCAGCCGGCUUCAACCGAAGCUAGAGCCGACAACACAGCUGCCGUUGCCGAAGUGCCGCUCAACGCGCUCGAGGUUGUGCACGCAAUAGUUGCUCACAAGAUCAAACGUAAGCUGGAAGACGUCUCGGUAAAAAGGUCUAUCAAGGAACUGGUUGGCGGCAAAUCCACGCUUCAAAACGAAAUAAUCGGCGACCUGCACAAUGAGUUUAAUGGCAAAGUGCCUGACAAGGUUGAGGACAUCCCACUUUCAGAUGUUGCCGCGGCAAUUGGAGUGCUGAGCGGCGCACAGCUGGGCCCGUACUCUACAUCUAUGGUUACUAGGCUGUUCAGCAGCAAGAUGCCUGGCGGGUUUUCUUUAUCCGCCGCACGCGCUCACUUGCAGACCUCGUAUGGGCUUGGCCCACAGCGGCAAAAUGCGUUGCUGCUAACCGCGCUGACAAUGGAGCCCUCAGAGCGACUGGCUGACGAGAAGGGCAGUGUUGCAUGGCUUGGCAGUGUUGCAAGCACGUAUGCCGCGUCAGCCGGAAUUUCUUAUGCUGCGGCAACAGCAGCAUCUGCUGCUGGUGGCUCUAGCAAGCAGUUGUUGGGGCCAGCCAUAAGCAGCGCGGCCAUGGAGAGCAUACAGCAGAAGCAGCGGGAUCAUAUUGUGCAGCAGAUCGAGGUGCUUGCACGGUAUGCCGGCCUAGACCUUCGUCAAGACGCGCGGCUGGCCAAUAAGCAGCUGGGCCAAAUUGCUGAGAGUCAGUCAAAGCUCGCCCAAAUACGCUCCGAGUUUGGCGACGAGCUGGUUGAGGGAGUGCAGCCAUGCUUUGACGUGCGCAAGGUCCGCCGCUUUGACUCAUUUUGGAACUGGGCGCGCCAGCAGGCAUUUGAAGCAAUUCAGCGCGCAAUUGUUGCCGCCAGAGACUCAGUUGCCAAUGCUAUUGCGGCUGCCGACAAUGUUGCCGCUGCCAGCAACGCAGAAAAUAAAAAUGCCGAGCUGGCUCACCGGUUGCGCAACUGUGCCCAUCCUGAGCUCGUGCAGAUGCUGUCUGGAAUGGCUGCCAUUUUGGAGUCAAGCGGCGAUGCUGUGCUCAGUCCGGCCUUGAAGCUGGCAAGAAAGCUGCACGCCUUGUGCGCCGAAGCACUUGCGCGCCCCCCUGUCUACGUUGAAAUGUCGCAGCCCAUGCAACCACAGACAAUUGUGUCGCCCAGCGGAACUGUAAGCUAUGCAGAAAUUCCGCGCGCAAACGAGCCGACGUUUGCCGAAUUUGUUGCACACAUGCGUAAGCAGCCGUUGCCAAUAGACGAGAAGCUGUCUGCAGAUACGGUGUUGCCGUUCAUUCACAUCCGACAAAAGUCUGCCGGCACAAGCGGGAGUAGCGGCAACAACGAGCAGUGGUUGUACAGUGACAGUCUGUCGGAUACCUAUUUUGGCAGUCUGUCGGAUAUGUGCUCGGGCGGCCUGUCAUUUGCAGGCAAGAUCGCACUGGUAACUGGAUGCGGCAACGGGUCAAUUGGCGCAGACAUUGUCAGAGGGCUUUUGAGCGGUGGCGCUCGCGUCGUGGCAACAACCUCGCACUUUAACCGCAAAUCCGCCCAGUUUUUUGAAGACUUGUAUCGCACAAGUGGCACUCGCGGGUCAGAGCUCAUCCUUGUGCCAUUCAACCAAGGAUCCAUCAAUGACAUUGGGGGACUUGUCGACUAUAUCUACAACGAUACGGCUGGCUCCAAGGGUCUCGGCUGGGAUCUAGACUACGUCUUUCCCUUUGCUGCAGUCAGCGAUGUUGGCAGCUUUGCCACCAGCCUUGGGUCACACUCGGAGUUUGCGCAGCGAGUAAUGCUGACCAAUGUUCUGCGCCUGAUGGGCGGCAUCAAGGCAGCCAAGGAGCAGCGCAAGUACAUCUCGCGGCCGUCGCUCGUCGUACUGCCAUUGUCACCAAACCAGGGAAUUUUUGGCGGCGAUGGCCUGUAUGGCGAGUGCAAGGCCGGUUUAGAGACUGCCUUUAACCGCUGGAAGUCCGAGUCUUGGAAGGGAUACUUGUCGAUCGCCGGCGCCGUCAUCGGAUGGACGCGCGGCACAGGGCUGAUGUCAGCCAACAACCUGGUUACUCCGGAAAUCGAAAAGCAUGGUGUACGCACGUUCUCGACGCGCGAAAUGGCGUUCAGCAUCUUGGGCCUGCUGCAUCCGUAUAUCUGCCGCGCUGUGCACCGGAGCCCCAUUUGGGCGGAUAUCAGUGGCGGGAUCAACAACCUGCAGGACGUCGCCCAGCUGUUAGCUAGUGCGCAGCGUGAUAUUGACAGCCGCACGCGCACUUGCCGUGCAAUCUCGCUUGAGGCCGCACUAGACAGCGCGGCGCUGAGCCACAAGAACUCCAGCGCGCCGGCCAAUGUUGCUGAUUUGUCCGCUCUCGCUGAUCACAAACACCAGUUCCCGGCCCCCAAGAGUUACAACGAGCUGCACCAUCUGGUCGCGCUCCAGGGUAUGGUUAACUUGGACAAGGUGGUAGUGAUCACUGGCUACGGCGAGGUUGGGCCGUAUGGCAAUGCAGAGACACGCUGGGAGAUGGAGGCGUUUGGCCAGUUUUCGGUAGAAGGAUGCAUCGAGCUGGCAUGGAUAAUGGGCUUGAUCAAGCACAGCAACAGUGUGCUGCCGGCAACUGACCAGAUAUACGUGGGCUGGGUUGAUGCCAAGACGGGUGAGCCGGUGCGUGAUAUUGACAUUAAGCCGCGUUACGAAGAGUAUAUUCUGGCGCACACGGGUACUCGGCUGAUUGAGCCCGAGCUGUGCGACGGGUACGACACAAGCAAAAAGCACGUUUUGCGCGAAAUCCAGAUUGACAGCGACAUGGCACCCUUUGAGGCCAGCACGGAAGCAGCCGCCGCGUAUAAGCAAAGCAACGGCGACAGGGUUGAUAUUUGGGAAAAUCCGGGCGGCGGCGGCUCGUGGUCGGUGCGUUUCCUCAAGGGUGCGCUCAUACGCGUACCAGCGGCUGUGCGCGCCAACCGCCUGGUUGCGGGCCAGCUGCCCACUGGCUGGAGUGCCGCGCACUACGGCAUUCCAGAGAACAUUAUCAAGCAGGUAGACACAAUCACACUGUACACGCUGGUGGCAACUGUCGAGGCGCUGGUCAGGUCGGGCAUAACCGACCCUUACGAGCUCUAUCAACACUUCCACGUGUCUGAGGUAGGCAGUACAACCGGAUCUGGCAUUGGUGGCAUGAAGUCUGUGGUCGAUACAUUUAGGAACAGGUACCUCGAUAUGGAGCUUAACAACGACACAAUUCAGGAGUCGUUUAUUUCAACACUUCAAGCGUGGGUCAACAUGCUGCUGAUAUCGGGCUCAGGGCCAGUCAAGCCGGUGGUAGGAGCGUGCGCAACGGCUGUCUUGUCCAUCGAUUCGGCGGUGGAGACAAUCCAGAUGGGCAAGGCGCGGUUCAUGAUUGCCGGCGGUGCUGAGGCCUUAUCAGAGGUGUCGUCGACGGAGUUUUCCAACAUGGGAGCUACCGGAAAUUCGUUGGAAGAAAUUAUCAGUGGUCGCGAGCCAGCUGAGAUGUGUAGACCUUGCACGUCGACGCGCAAUGGGUUCAUGGAGAGCCAGGGCGCGGGCAUUGUCACGCUCAUGUCGGCGUCGGCAGCUAUCGAGAUUGGUGCGCCAAUCUAUGGCAUUGUCGCUAUGUCGAGCACCGCGACAGACAAGCAAGGCCGUUCUGUGCCUGCUCCUGGCCAGGGUGUGCUGACAUCGGCGCGUGAAAUUAAAAGUAAUGAUAUUGCACCACAGCGCCUGAGCCUAGACUACCGCCGUCGCCAGAUAAAGCGCCAGAUUGCCGUACUAAAUGCCUGGAAGGAGGAAGAGUUGGCCCAGAUACCAGAGUACACUGCAAAGCUGCACAGUGGUUCUGAAAAGCUUGCCGCCCAGUACAUGCAGCAGCUGGAGAUUGAUUACGCGAGGCAAGUGCGUGGUGUCCAGGAUGUCUGGGGCGUUGAUUUUUGGAAGCAAGACACCGAGAUCUCGCCACUGCGCGGUAGCCUUGCUGUCUGGGGACUAACAGCCAACGACAUUGGAAUGGCGUCAUUUCACGGCACGUCGACAGUGGCCAAUGACAAGAACGAGUCUGAUGUAUUCAAUGCCAAGCUCCAGCAUAUUGGUCGCGCUCCGGGACACGUUGUGCCAGUUGUGUGCCAGAAAUGGCUGACAGGGCAUCCAAAGGGACCGGCGGCAUCGUUCAUGCUUAAUGGCGUUAUUCAGAGCAUGCGCACUGGCUUGGUUCCUGGCAACCGCAACGCAGACAACAUUUCCAGCGAGCUGAGGGCAUUUGACUACGCACUGUACUUGUCAAAGACUGUGCAGACGUCGGGAAUCAAGGCGGCGCUGCUAACGUCAUUUGGAUUUGGCCAAGUGGGCGGUGAGCUGCUUAUUGUGCAUCCGGACUAUUUGCUGGCCACAAUUUCACGUGAACAGCUUGACGAGUACAACGCAAAGCUGAAGCGGCGCGAGGCAAAGUCGUACCGUUACUGGCAGGACAUGCUGGUGGGCAGACAUCUGUUUGUGCAGGUGAAAGGUCAGCCACCGUACACUGCAGAGCAGGAAAGGCGGGUGUAUCUUGAUCCGCUGGCGCGCGCGCACUACGACGCACCGACCGGGCAGUUUAAAUUUUAAUAUGGGGGAUUGAAGUUUGUAGUACUCGACGGUUGACAUAAUUUCAAUAUGAUUAAU
Messenger RNA from Kickxella alabastrina, 7471 nucleotides. RefSeq names its product acyl transferase domain-containing protein. Bases 188 to 7414 code for a protein of 2408 amino acids. Gene Ontology annotation, cellular component: fatty acid synthase complex. The transcript has a single exon. The record is from RefSeq and is a predicted model, not a curated record. Gene Ontology annotation, biological process: long-chain fatty acid biosynthetic process. Gene Ontology annotation, molecular function: fatty acid synthase activity; 3-oxoacyl-[acyl-carrier-protein] synthase activity; holo-[acyl-carrier-protein] synthase activity. Lineage: Eukaryota; Fungi; Kickxellomycota; Kickxellomycetes; Kickxellales; Kickxellaceae.